Messenger RNA from Fusarium falciforme, 1128 nucleotides. RefSeq lists its product as hypothetical. The coding region runs from base 1 to 1128 and encodes 375 amino acids. NCBI's taxonomy places the organism in Eukaryota, Fungi, Ascomycota, Sordariomycetes, Hypocreales, Nectriaceae. The record is from RefSeq and is a predicted model, not a curated record. The transcript has 3 exons.
AUGAAACUGGACUUGGUUAGAUCUUUUUACGGCAUGAAGGGAGCAUUGUAUCCCUCAGAAAUCUGCCUUCAAGUCGAUGCAUCACAAUCCUCUUGGACGACCAACCUCUUGGUCGAUUUGGUCUACUUUCACUCAGCAAUAUUCUCCAUUGAGGCUUACUUUGACCAGUAUUUUGGCAGAGACCAGGGCACAUUGUCACAUUUCCAUUUCCUCAAAACACUUCGACUCCUUCAAGAGCGACUCAACGACCCUGAUAACCCUGCGUCUAUAUCGGACGCUACGAUCAUGGUCGUCGUCACUCUGGGCUUGACUGCCGAGCUUAUCGGUGAUCGUUCCGCCGCGGAGAACCACUUGGCCGGUAUGGCGAGGAUAGUUGACCUUCGAGGUGGUCUUGAGAUGCUCAGACUCGACAAUGCUAGGCUUCCAGCUAAAGUGUGCAGAGUUGAUCUUGGCCUGGUUCUUCGGUUCGGCUGUAAGCCAGUCUUUUUCAAUACAAAUAUCUCUUGGGAUCCAUACAUCGCGAGCCAAGGUCUCAUACGCGGCCUGAAGAAGGUCAACAUUCCGGAAAACGAGGCCACGGCGUUUAUCAAGACCUUGGAUAAGAGGUUAGCCAACGUCUGGAAAGACUUACAAGAAUUCGCUAUUCUCGGCAAUCUCGCGCAUCAAACGUCUCGGAAACUGCAGCCAAACACUUUCAGUGAGAUCAUGGUCUCAAUCCUGUACCGGUUGCUGGCACUGUCGUUUCCAGAGUCACCCAUCGAAGAUACCCUGCGCGUCGGGAUGAUGGCAUUUACGGCAACAAUCUUCUUUCGAUGGCGGAGCAUGAGUCAACGACAAAAGCACUUGGAUGGCAUGUUUCGGGAUACUUUGUCUAGGUUGAGGGAAUCUUCUGCGAAACCACCUCUUGGUGUUUUGUUUUGGCUUCUCAUGGUAUGGAACAUUAGUGUUUCUCCAGAGGACGAUAUGUUUGCAGAGUGGAUGUAUGGCAUUGUUCAAGACCUUGGCUUGUCUUCAUGGCCAGAGGCCCAAAAGGUGUUGAAGUUAGUUCUCUGGAUUGGGUGUUUGUUCGAUAACUCCGGUCAACAAACCUUUGACGUUAUGCUGUCCAGGAAAGACAGUAAUAACUAG